This is a messenger RNA of Anisakis simplex (herring worm), 426 nucleotides long. The record is from the annotation of a GenBank genome assembly. NCBI's taxonomy places the organism in Eukaryota, Metazoa, Nematoda, Chromadorea, Rhabditida, Anisakidae.
ACGGGUGCGUCAUGCAUAUACGCCCUUCUGGGAGCAAAACAAUGUGGAUGGCGAUUUUUGGCCACAGAAUCUGACGAGUAUGCCGCAAAAGUGGCAUCGGGUAACGUUCGAAACAAUCAACUCAUCGAUUUGAUUGAAGUGGUGAAGGUUCGAGAUGACCGUUUAAUAAAAGAUCUUGUGCGUGGUUACGGUAAUCUGGAGUUCACGUUUUGUAUGUGCAAUCCUCCAUUUUAUGGUGAAGAUGAAGCUGAAACGCUUGAUGAAAGCAAUAAGGCAAUGGAGAAUAAAUGUUAUGAGGUGACCAAACGCUCGGCACCUCAUUCAGCAACGAUUGGUCGUAGAAAUGAAUUGAGUGUAACGGUAUUUUUUUUUAGUGUCAUUCAAUUCCUGUAUCGAGUGCUUCUAACUUUCAUUCUUACUACAUAG